GACUUCCCCAAUGGACACAUUCAACAAACAUGUGGAGAAUAGGACAGAGAAACUACCUACAGACAUGAAUUCAUAGCACUGUGGUGGAAAACGGGUAGUUUUUAGGUGGAGGCGGUGAAGGGAGGAAGGUAGGCAGCGAACAUGGCGGCCGCUGUGUUGAUACUCUUCGUCUCCUGUUUGUCCCUCAGUGAAAACCUGGUCUCCGGUGAAAGAUCUUUCUCUAUAGACUACAAAAACGACUGUUUCCUCAAAGAUGGGAAGCCUUUUCAGUUCAUUUCAGGCAGUGUCCACUACUCCAGAAUCCCCCGGGAAUACUGGAAGGACCGGCUCGUAAAGAUGUACAUGACUGGUCUCAAUGCUGUUCAAGUAUAUGUGCCCUGGAACUUCCAUGAAGCUGUACCGGACGUCCACAACUUCACAGCUGACAGAGAUUUGGAGCAUUUUUUGGAUCUGGCCAAUCAGACUGGUCUUCUGGUUAUCCUGCGUCCAGGACCGUACAUCUGUGCAGAAUGGGAAAUGGGUGGAUUACCGGCGUGGCUUCUUCAGAAACCAAACAUCAUACUUCGCUCUGCUGACACGGAUUAUCUGCAGGCAGUCAGUAACUGGCUUGCUGUUCUCCUUCCCAAAAUGAGACCAUGGCUCUAUAUCAAUGGGGGUAACAUCAUCAGUGUCCAGGUGGAGAAUGAAUAUGGAAGCUACUAUGCCUGUGACUACAACUACAUGCGUCACCUGCGGACUCUGUUUCGCCACUUUCUCGGUGAAGACGUGGUGCUGUUCACCACCGACGGGAACACAGACAAGGAAAUGAAGUGCGGUACUCUCGAAGGAUUAUAUGCCACGGUGGACUUUGGCACAGACACCAAUGUAACUGAAGCCUUCAGUCGGCAAAGACGGUUUGAACCUCAAGGCCCCCUGGUGAACUCGGAGUUCUACACUGGCUGGUUGGACCACUGGGGAGAUCAGCAUGCUGUGGUCAAUACUCAGAAGGUCAGCAAAGUACUAGAAGAGAUGCUAACCAUGGGGGCCAACGUCAACAUGUACAUGUUUGAGGGAGGCACUAACUUUGGCUACUGGAAUGGUGCCGAUCAUGACAACAAGUAUCGCUCAGUCGUGACUAGUUACGAUUACGAUGCCCCGCUAUCUGAGGCAGGAGACCCCACAGAGAAGCUGCUGGCUAUCAGAGAAGUCAUCAAGCAGUUCAGAGAAAUUCCUUCCGGAUCCAUGCCACCAGCAACUCCCAAGUUUGCCUACGGCUUUGUGACCCUGAGAAAGGUUGGAAGCAUCAAUGAUGUUUUGAACACCAUUUCGCCUCUGGGGCCAGUCAGAUCUCAGGAUCCACUGACGUUUGAAGAGAUAAAGCAGUACUAUGGAUACAUGCUGUAUCGAACCACGCUGCCCCGGGACCUCCCGCAGCCCACGCCACUCAUCUCCCCACUGAAUGGGGUUCAUGACCGUGCAUAUGUGUCCAUCAAUGGGGUUUUCCAGGGCCUGCUGGAAAGGGACAAAGUGCUGGUAAUGAACAUCACUGGACAGCAGGGGGACACAUUGGACAUCCUUAUUGAGAACAUGGGCAGGGUUAACUUUGGCAGCAAAAUCAACGAUUACAAGGGCCUUGUGAGCAACCUGUUCCUGGGUAAAGACAUGUUGACUGAUUGGAGGAUCUAUCCUCUGGAUAUCGAUGGAGCCAUCACUGGCGGAUGGCCUGAAUAUCGACAGUCACUGACCACUCCUGAGAAGGAAGCCUCAGCUGGACCGACCUUCUACACUGGAACGCUACAGCCCAACGGCUUAGCAUGGGACACCUUUCUCAGACUUAGUGAAUGGAGAAAGGGUCAGGUUUGGCUGAAUGGUGUGAACCUAGGGCGAUACUGGCCGGCCAGAGGCCCUCAAAUGACUCUCUAUGUCCCAGGAUGUUUACUCAGCACCACCCGACCCAACAAGAUCACAGUGCUGGAGCUGGAGGGGGCACCAGCACACAUGCGGGUUCUGUUCAUGGAUCGGCCUCAGCUCAAUUUCACUGUCGAUAAAUCAUAACAGAGUGCACUGAAUUUUGUACUGUACGCAAGCAAGCUGAGCAGUUCACCUGCAUUAACUAUGUGCCAUCAUUCUUCUUGAUCAUGCAGAUUUCAGUGGAGUCAAAACCUGCUUUAACAUUUCACGCGAAGAAAGCCCCUAUUGUCUGGUCCUGUCACUGAAAACUAAAUUUGAAUUUGAUGGUGGGUAAUUCAUAUAAUAUAGAUUUCAAUUUAUGAUUGAGAAUGGAACUUUUUUUUAAAUUAAAUUAAUUGGUUUUAUUUCAUUUUACAGUGACAACCAAACAAUACACUGCAGAGAACGCCGACAUUUGUAAAAAUAGAAUGAGAGAAAUAUUAAGACAACCUGUGGAACAAACUUUAGAUGAGGGAAGAGGAGAAUUGUCUCUGAGAAAAGAGUUACAGGCCAUAGACGUCUUAGUUUCUGGAGGUAGCAUUUUGCUGAAUACUUUUUGUGGUUCUUUCUGUACAUAUCCAUUCUCUAUGUGAAGCUAUGCAGAGUUUAUGACCUGAUACUGCAAGGAUUUAGCUGAUUGAGGAACAUCAGCAAUCUCCCUCACUCUCACAAUCCAUAGACAGUGUCUGAUUUAUUAGGACAUGAUCCUUUUACUUGGUUAAGACAAAUGGAUUGUGGAGAUGAAACAACAGAUGCUGUAAAAAUGUGUUUUAUUUCCUUGUUCAAGGUAGUUUGUGUGUGUGUAUAAAUAAUCUCUCUUGACGUAAAAAGUGACACUGGUUUGAAAAUGGACUGAUACUUGAUAACACAGACAUGAGUCAACUUACAGUUGACAUUAUCAACUGUAAGAACAACCUCUAGUCCACUGUAAUUCAACUUAAUCUAUAUCUAAUCCCAUCUGGUGCAUUGGUACAGUUUAGCAAAUAAAACCCCUGAUGUAAUUCCACAUUAUACUCCAA
Messenger RNA from Solea senegalensis (Senegalese sole), 2948 nucleotides. RefSeq names its product galactosidase, beta 1-like (gene glb1l). Gene Ontology annotation, molecular function: beta-galactosidase activity. The transcript has 16 exons. Gene Ontology annotation, cellular component: vacuole. Bases 142 to 2034 code for a protein of 630 amino acids. Gene Ontology annotation, biological process: carbohydrate metabolic process. The record is from RefSeq and is a predicted model, not a curated record. Lineage: Eukaryota; Metazoa; Chordata; Actinopteri; Pleuronectiformes; Soleidae.